GGUCCCCGAGUGCCGGGGGGGUCUCGGGGGGCCGCGGGUGAACCCCGAAAUUUGGGUUUUCCCAGGAGGAAGAUGAGGUGCCCGACGACGAAACGGUGAAUCAGAUGAUCGCCCGGCACGAGGAGAUGUUCGACCUCUUCAUGCGCAUGGACCUGGACCGGCGGCGGGAGGAGGCGCGGAACCCCAAGCGGAAGCCGCGGCUGAUGGAGGAGGACGAGCUGCCCUCGUGGAUCCUCAAGGACGACGCCGAGGUGGAGCGGCUCACCUGCGAGGAGGAGGAGGAGAAGAUGUUCGGCCGCGGCUCGCGGCACCGCAAGGAGGUGGAUUACAGCGACUCCCUCACCGAGAAGCAGUGGCUCAAGGCCAUCGAGGAGGGCACCCUGGAGGAGAUCGAGGAGGAAGUCCGGCAGAAGAAAUCCUCACGGAAGCGGAAGCGCGAGCCCGAGGGACCCCCGGGACCCCCGGCGGGCGCCCGGAGCCGCGACAAGGACGAGGAGAGGAGCAAGCAGAAGAAACGGGGGCGACCCCCGGCCGAGAAGCUGUCCCCAAACCCGCCCCCCCUGACCCGCAAGAUGCGCAAGAUCGUCGACGCCGUCAUCAAGUACAAGGACAGCAGCAGCGGGCGGCAGCUGAGCGAGGUCUUCAUCCAGCUCCCGUCCCGCAAGGAGCUCCCGGAGUACUACGAGCUCAUCCGCAAACCCGUGGACUUCAAGAAGAUCAAGGAGCGGAUCCGGAACCACAAGUACCGGAGCCUGAACGACCUGGAGAAGGACGUGAUGCUGCUGUGCCAGAACGCCCAGACCUUCAACCUGGGGUGGCACCUGGGAGAUGACCAGGAGUGA
Messenger RNA from Onychostruthus taczanowskii (white-rumped snowfinch), 842 nucleotides. RefSeq names its product transcription activator BRG1-like. The coding region runs from base 105 to 842 and encodes 245 amino acids. The transcript has 6 exons. Gene Ontology annotation, biological process: chromatin remodeling. The record is from RefSeq and is a predicted model, not a curated record. NCBI's taxonomy places the organism in Eukaryota, Metazoa, Chordata, Aves, Passeriformes, Passeridae. Gene Ontology annotation, cellular component: RSC-type complex. Gene Ontology annotation, molecular function: histone binding.